AAGAGGAACGAGGGGGAGAAGAGGAUAGACAGAGGUUCUACUUCCUUGUAUGCCUAUCGGCUGUUUGUUUUGGGAAAAUUUGAAAAGCUGUUAUUGAUGAGCCUCUUUUUUUUCAUGUUUUGCUAGCAGUUCCCCCACCCUCCUUCUCUCCUCCGUCCAUCCCUCCCACUUUCUUUCUCUUUCACUGUUUCUCUGUAUCAUUUCAUUCUCUGCGGACAGUGUUUUUGUGCUCUGAGGGGGCAGGGAUUUGCCCAGGAGAUUCUGUUCUGGAUUACAAAGCAGUGAUGAAUGUUGCAGUCUCACACUGCUCGCGUCUCUAUCGAGCUUGUGGCUGGCUGUGAACACUGAGCAAUAGUACCAGCCUGCCUAGCAACAAACCCCCUCACCUGCGUUAGUCUUUUAAUUUCAUCCUCAAGCCUAUUUAUCCAUUCAUUUUGAAAGAUGAUUUGUACAAGUUCUUAGCGUGGGAUAAUCUUUUCCGUUAUCCCAAGAUUUUUUUUUAAACGAGCAAAAUCCUCCCUGUCCACCACUCUGUCUCUCCUCCCCCUCUCUUUUUGGCUCCACGCCCCCCUCCCUCCUCCCUUCCUAUCUGUAGCUCACUCCCCCACCCCUCUCACAGGGGGUUUUUCGGGAGAGGAAACCAGCAUGAUUGGAGCACUUCCUGUGUUUUAAUACCAGAGCAGGAAACAGAACAAACGGAGCUGGAUUCAAACAAAAACAGUGAGAAAGGGAGAGCGAGAAACGAACAAGUGAGUGGAGAGAGACAGAGUGGGUGAGCAAGGGAGAGAGGAAAAGUGGGGAGAUUUUUUUUAGCAGCUGCAAACCAUUUCAGUCUGAGCGACAGAAAGAAGGCAAGGGAGCCUGCAUGCAGAAAACAGAGGGAAACAGAGGAAGACUGGGAUUGCGUGGCUCCUGGUUGUUUCUCUCGUCCAAGAAGACUCUGAAAGAGAGCGAAGCGGAGAGAAGGAAAGCGUGUGUCAGGGGAUUGUCUGGGAGAGGGAGAACGCCUGCAGAGUCAGAGGCAGCGCUCAGGCUGGGGCUCGGACUGUCUGGGUCUCUUGCCCUCUGGAUACAGUGCCACGAUACACAGCAGCUCUGCCCGUCUGGACGGGGCUCACCCCACCCACCCUCUUCCCCCUAAGAGAACACUCUCACCCCCUCCCGGAUUCAGCCUUCAACUCUGGAUUCACUGUCUCUUCUUCCCUGGAGCUGUGGGUGAGCAGCGUGAUGGAAGGAGGGAGAUGAUAGACAGGCGUCUAGUCUACGCUAGGAAAAGGCUCUGGAUCUCUUUGUUCUGUUUUUUUAAAUUGCAAGACUGACUUUUGCGGCGUUGCAGGUGACGGGAUUGACUUUUUCUCGCUAAUGAUGAGGAGGAUAACGAUGACGUCAACACGGGGGAUGACGGCGCACUCCAGGCAGAGAGCGGGGCACGGCCUCCAGACCCACUCAACUCAUGCUUUGUGAUGGGAAUGAAAGGGAACGGGAGAAAGUAUAGACUGUCUGCAAGGACACUCACUGCUCGGUUACUUUGUCUGAGAUUUUGUUUUGCUGCGAUUUGUUUUUGAUUCCCUCUAAAGACUGAAGGAAAAACUAUUUUGGGCUCAACAACAAACCCUGGACUACGACCGAAAAAGAGCAACAUUUUUCACCCUGCACAACCUCUUUUCAUAUCAGGGAGUAGUGGAUUUCUCACCAAUUUGAAAGGAAACUUUAGACACUUCUUUGGCUGCUGCUCACCGAGACAGUUGCUCAACCCUUCUCUGCUGCUUAUCCUGUUGUGGCAGAGCGAGGGAGAAUAGAAAGGGAAGGAAGUAGUGUACCAGCACGGGGAGAUUGGGAAAUGAUUCCGGAGUGGAGUUGAAAGACUGUGUGAGUGAGGGGGAUUUGACAUGAAAAGAAAAACGGAACAAAAGGAUGUUAUCUCCUCGGCACUCACCUCGUUCUGGACGUUGGAUGUCUACGAGACAGCCCCUGCCUUCUUCCUGACCACCUUCCAGACCAGCAGUGCUGCCUCAUAUGCUGCCGGAGGGGAGGAGAGGAGCGUCUGCCGGCAGGUUACUCUCGAACGGAUGCUCCCCUGCAUUUCAGAUAGCGCUGGGAUAUGCCGUUGCACUUCGAUUGAAGUGACAUGGUAGCAUUCGGACCUUUGGACUUGUCCUGUGGAUUGCGAACCUUUUUUUUGUGUGUGUGUGAUUUUUGUGUCAUUUUAGUCAUUAAAGCGGAUUCAUGUUUGGGAUUGUGCUUUGGACCGGGAACGGUUGACAAAACUGAACUAUUUUCAUCCCACCUAUUGAGGUGUUUUUCCCCCAUUUGUUUUCUGUGGAAUACUUAUUGGCCCCAUCCCCAGGGGGGCCAGCCUGCCCCUAUAAAGGACCACUGCAGGGUGUCAGGGGGAUAUUUCCCAGGGGCAGCUGAGGGAUGGGGAAGCCCCUGAGCCGGCCGGACUGCCUGAGGAAAAACCCCCGAUGCCUGGGGAAGGGGGACGAGGAUGAGGCCUACAUCGAAGACUGCUAUGUCCCCCAGCGCUCCAUCUACGACACCAUGCGUAUCAAUGAGCAGAUUGACCAGGGCUCCAAGCUCAGCCAGCCCUCGCGCAGCACCCUGGGCUCGGGUGGCGGAGGAGAGGGUAGCACCCUCUCCAGCAACGGCACCAUCGGGGCUGACUUAGGGAGCGUCUUUGUGUCAAGGGGACACACUGAUGCUGGAGUUAAAAGACUGGACGAAAGGGUGAUCUUUGACGCCCUCAAGCUAACCGGCGAUCCCCAGAGCAUGUUGUCACCUGGAAGUGGCGGCGGUUCUGGUUUACCCAUCGCGGCCUCGUCCUCUGCCUCCUGUGGGGCAGCUGCAGUAAAAAGGCGCCACCAGGGCGGCGAUAAGAAAGACAACCCCAAUCGUCGCUCCUGGAAGGCAUUUAUGCCCCCCUGUUACCCCGAGUUUGCAGAGAGGCUUGAGUUCACUCCUGGGGAAAGUGCUGAGAAGCGUCUGUCUGGUCCUGGGAUUCCACUUUCUCUACUGCAGCCACCAACCCCAACCUCCACAACCCCCUUACCUCCUUACUCACCUUCCACUGUGUCGUCCGUGGUUCUUCACACACACCCCCUGUCUCUUCCUCCCCUUCGUUGACGCCGACAGUGAGUCCCAUUCCCCCCCUCCAACAGCACCCUGUUAGCAAGCAAAAACAACUUCACCCCCUGCUCCAAAAACAACACAAGCAAACACAUGCGCUACCCUCCCCUUCAAAAGAACAGCCAUCGCUGCAGUUACCUGCCCAACCCCAACAGGGCUCUGGGAGCACCCCACAGCACAGUCCCGGUGCUACCACAAAGCUGGAAAGAAAAAGGGACAAGCGUCAUCGGUGGCCAGUUGUGUCUCCCAGAGCUGGUGUCAAAAGAAUUCCAGAGGAGAGGCCGGAAGCGGCCAAGGCUUCUGACUCUGAAAGAGAUACUGACUCUCCUGUCCUAGAACAAGAACAGGACAACGCCCCUCUCCUAC
Messenger RNA from Oncorhynchus gorbuscha (pink salmon), 3492 nucleotides. RefSeq lists its product as uncharacterized. NCBI's taxonomy places the organism in Eukaryota, Metazoa, Chordata, Actinopteri, Salmoniformes, Salmonidae. The record is from RefSeq and is a predicted model, not a curated record. The transcript has a single exon. Bases 2419 to 3123 code for a protein of 234 amino acids.